CAGAGCAGCAGCGGGGGAGGAGACUUGCACACUGGCAAUGAUGUUUUAAAAUACCUUGACAACUAUGCUGGAUAGCGGUGACUUUUCAGGUUUGACCAACCAAUUUGUCUUUAUUUCUUGUGGCACCCAAUACGUUUAAACGAUGGAUAUGUAUGCUUUUGAGUUGGUUUUCUUUUCACACUGAUGAGAAAGUGAAAGGGAGAAAAGAAGAAUGUCUUACCAAAAUUAACAAGGAUCUGUAUGGAGCAGACACUGUCUAUAUGGGGAUGAACAAAGCUAUACUUCUGACUGCAAAUAUACAGUAGUGGCUGACUAACAUGGCUGACUAACUACCUGCCACAGAUUCUCUUCAUGGAUAACAGAGGAAGACGACAAAGGAAACACAAAAUUAAACCUAAUUAAUCAUCAACAAAGACAUUAAACGUCAAGAAAAACCAACCCACCACCUUUGUUCCAUCACUUUGACUUCCAGUGCAUGUGGCCCUGAAGUAGUCUUAAGAGAGGAGGCUGGGAACGCAUAGGCCUACCACUAUGCACUGUAAACAGAGAGGCUGGGACUGUGGAGGUGUGGGGAGAACCAGGCCUCCUCCAGGCAGAACUAUCCCCCUGGUGCUGGGGCUCCUGGUGGCUCUGGUCCAGGGCACUGUACCUGGGGGACCGGUAGUGGAGGGCCUGGGGGAGAUGGUGUUGGUGGACCUGGAAGCAUCCAUGCACUCCUCGGUCCUCUCCGACUUGCAGGCUCCAGCCUCUGUCACAGAGGGACCUCCCACGGGUAUCCCAGAAUCCCUGCCUGUGGUCACAGAGGUGGCCCCCGCAGGCAUCCCAGACUCUUCGGCGGUGGUGGGCCACGGGUUCCAGUUGAGGAUUCCGCCCAGGGUGACGAAUGGCAGUUGUAAUGUUCAGUUAACUGAGGUGGGAAAGGACAGCUUGCCCUCCUGGCUGCACUGGGACACCGGGAGCUGCAUCCUACAAGGCCUGGCCCUGGAGCAGGACAAAGGUGUCCACCAUAUCUCCCGCUCAGAGAUAAACAGUGGCCAUGGCCUGGAGGCCUUCUCUAUUGAGGUGCACCCAGAAGAGCGAGCCGACACUGAACCGGCCCUGUUGGCCCUCCAGGCUGAGAGCAACAACCUCCAGCCCUUCACCUGCGGCAACGAGGAGCCCGUCACUGUCCUCACCAUAAUCCUGGAUGCCGACCUCACCAAGAUGGACGCCCAGCAGAGGGUGGGCCUGCUGGCCAGCAUGAAGAAGUUUUCCGGUGUCCCUCUGGAGCACAUGAGGGUGGUCCCCGUCGUCAACAACCGCCUGUUUGACAUGUCCGCCUUCAUGGCCGGGCCCGGAAAUGCCAAGAAGGUGGUGGAGAAUGGGGCCUUGUUGUCAUGGAAGCUUGGCUGCGCCCUCGACCAGUCCAACAUUCCGAAUAUCAACAGCGUCCAAUCGCCUGCCAAGGACGGGUCCAUGUCGUCCAAAUUAGGCUACCCAGUGGUGGGCUGGCACAUCGUCAACAAGAAGCCCCACUUGGUGAAACGGGUCAGGAGGCAGCUGGGAAACACCCCCACCCCUGUGCCCUCCCUGCUCCCCCCAACCACUCACCCCGAGCCCCCUACUCGCAUCGUUCCCACCCCCACAUCCCCUUUCAUCUCCCUAGCCACUGACAGCUCUGUCCCCCCUGUCCGUGGCCCCUUGCCCUUGCCGGUGAAGCCCACGAUCAGGCUAAGAGAUCAGAUUGCCCACACUCCUACUAUAGGGGUUCCUCAGCCCACUAGGAUCCUGGGCACCACCAGUACCAUCCCCAUACAGCCUACUAUUACCCGGCCUGCUAUUCCAGAGGCUACUGCUCUGCCCACCCCACCAAGCACCACUAGAAGGCCCAAGACCUCCACCACCAAGAAAACCAAGAAGCCCAAGACCUCCACUCCAGUGCCUAGGGAACCUAAGACCACGACUAAGCCACCCAGACGCACCAGCCAUCUGUCUCCGGUUCCUGACUACAACAACGAGAAGCCCCAGCUACGCAACCCCAUCGACGAGGUGAACGCCUGGGUCGGGACCUACUUUGAGGUGAAGGUUCCUCCAGAUACCUUCUUCGACAAAGAGGAUGGCACCACGGACAAGCUGCGUCUGACUCUGAGGAAGAACCACAACGAGGUGGUGAGCGAGACCUCCUGGAUCCAGUUCAACAGCACCAUCCAGCUCCUGUACGGUCUCCCAGAGAAAGAACACAUGGGCAAACACGAGUACUUCAUGCUGGCCACCGACAAGGCAGGCAUGAGCACCAUAGACGCCUUUGAGGUCCAUGUCAACCAUUUGUCAGUCAAUGACAAACCCUCUGUUGUUUUUGCUGCCCGUUUCCACGGUGAACCCAAGACACUGACCAACGACGUCCACAAGAAGAUCCUCCUGACUAAGAAGUUGGCGUAUGCACUGGGCGACCGGAACACCAGCACAGUGACCCUGCGGAGUAUCACCAAGGGCUCCAUUGUGGUGGAGUGGACCAACAACAGCCUCCAGCAGAGCCCCUGUCCCAAGGACCAGAUCACCGUCCUCAGCAGAAAGAUCUCCGACCCCCAGGGCAGGCCCACUCUGGCGUUCUCCAAUGCCAUGGAGCCAGACUUCAAACCCAUCAACAUCUCAGUUCGCGGCACCAACAAGUGCCAUACCUACACGUUUGUGCCCCCAGGAGAAAAGAUCAUCCUUGUUCCCCCUCCAGCCACUCCUUCCCCUGGCACGGGUCGUAGCACCAGUGACGAUGUCUACCUGCACACGGUCAUCCCGGCUGUGGUGGUGGCGGCACUACUGCUGAUCGCCGGCGUCAUCUCAAUGGUCUGCUACCGCAAGAAGCGCAAGGGCAAGAUGACCAUUGAGGAGCAGGCCACCUUCAUCAAGAAAGGUGUGCCCAUAAUCUUUGCAGAUGAGUUAGACGACUCCAAGUCCCCCCCGUCCUCCAGUAUUCCCCUAAUCCUGCAGGAGGAGAAGCCGCCCCUGCCCCCUCCGGAGUACCCCAACAUGGCUGGCCCUCACAGCACCCUGCUCAACCAGGAUCUCCUGGAGGAGUACUCCAUCUACCAGGAUGAGGACCCCAACGCACCCCCCUAUCAGCCCCCUCCACCCUUCACUGUUCCCAUUGAGGGGAAAGGGUCACGCCCCAAGAACAUGACAUCAUACAGGUCGCCACCUCCCUACGUGCCUCCCUAACGCUCACAGGAGCCUUGGCUUUGGGAUGGAUGAGAGCGGUUGUUUGUAUGAAAACAAUUUACGGAGGAAUUUUACACACAUACUGUACAAUGAGACAAUGAGAUGACUUCGACAUGGACGGAGUAGGCGACCACUCCUGUAUAAGUGACUACUAUGGAAACGUACUGUAUAAGUCUACUACUGGCACAGGAAAACUGUACAGAAACGGUUUGAAACUCCAGCACUCUUUCUUUUGUUGUCCAUCAUAGUUAUGCUUUCGACUAUUGCUUAAUAAUCUUUUUUUUUUUUUAAUCUGUUCUUGCCAAGAUGAAUAAUUUUAUCUUCGAAGAUGUACUGUUUCUAUUGUGUAGAAAAUAAUGAAAAUGCGGGAGAGACUGGAGGCUGCAGAGGCCUUGGAUCAGAAGUCACCAUGACAACAGACUAGGAGGCUGUCAUUCACAAAGUGAAUCUUUAUACCAAUUACAGUAUAUUGCUUUUAUCUUUCUUUGGGCUAGAUCUACUAAGAUUUUGCAGCUGUUAUUUUUAGAAGGGAGUCUAAGACAAAAAGGCAAACUAAAAGCAUGAAACCAUCUUUUAUUUACAUCAUAACCUUUACAUUUGUAUUAUUCUCUUAAUCUCUAGCCACGUUUCCAUCCACAUUUAAUUUUUUUCUCUGAGUAAAGUCGUAAAGUCAUACCGUAUAAAUAAAAUAAAAAAAUCACAACAGCUGGGGUGGAAACAGGUAGUUUCGGUACAAUUUUAUAAAUGCGGACAGAUAAUUUGUUCGUUCGACAUGGUGGGAUCUUUUUGUGUCUGUA
This is a messenger RNA of Coregonus clupeaformis (lake whitefish), 3989 nucleotides long. RefSeq names its product dystroglycan-like. Bases 532 to 3192 code for a protein of 886 amino acids. The transcript has 4 exons. Gene Ontology annotation, molecular function: laminin binding; calcium ion binding. NCBI's taxonomy places the organism in Eukaryota, Metazoa, Chordata, Actinopteri, Salmoniformes, Salmonidae. The record is from RefSeq and is a predicted model, not a curated record. Gene Ontology annotation, biological process: morphogenesis of an epithelium; nerve development; axon guidance. Gene Ontology annotation, cellular component: basement membrane; dystrophin-associated glycoprotein complex; sarcolemma.